AUGGGCCAUCACUCAUGCUGCAACAAACAAAAGGUGAGGAGAGGCCUUUGGUCUCCUGAGGAAGAUGAGAAGCUCAUCAAAUAUAUUUCCACCUAUGGCCAUGGCUGCUGGAGCUCAGUCCCAAAACUUGCAGGGUUACAAAGAUGUGGAAAGAGUUGCAGGCUUAGAUGGAUCAAUUAUCUCAGGCCUGACCUCAAGAGAGGGAGCUUCACUCCUCAAGAAGAAUCUCUCAUCAUUGAACUCCACAGAAUGUUAGGUAACAGAUGGUCACAGAUAGCCAAGCAACUCCCAGGAAGAACAGACAACGAGGUGAAGAAUUUUUGGAACUCCACCAUUAAGAAGAAGCUCAUCUCUCAUGCCAUGGACAACCUCAAUCCCAUGCCGAUGCCUUUAGGCGACGAACACCUCCUCUUAAACCCACUGCCCUCAUUCCCAGUUCCAAACGAGCAGCUCUUAUGCAACCCGGAGCAGCUCUACUUCCACCUCAAUGCAAUCAACAACAUGCCAAUCCUGCCUACUUAUGAAAGCAGCAGCUCCACCGACUUCACCGGCAUCGGCUGCUGCCAGAGCCCGGCCGGUUACAUCAUUGACUCAACCCUAAUUGCACCGUCUCCCCAACAAGCAUCAACUUCAACAGUAAUACCAAUGAACAACUUUUACAAUCCCCUGGCGUUGGCAUAUAUUAAUGAAGCCAUUCCUCUGUUGCACGCAAACAGUAGUAGGGCUGCUGCUGCUGCAGGCUUCUUGGUGAAUAAUUUUGAUCCGAAUACUUCGUCGGAUCAGACACAGGUAGAAUCAAUUACUGUGGAUGGCCAGCAGAUGGAUGAAUUAAUUGGUGACAGGGCUCCAGCUGCGUACAAGGAUGUGGUCACCACCACAUCACUAGCAGAAACAGCAGCAGUAAUAGCUACUGACAGCAACAAUGAUGCCCUCGCUAAGGUUUCUGGCGUCCAGCAGUCACUUUGGAUUCAGUAA
This is a messenger RNA of Zingiber officinale, 975 nucleotides long. Its product is annotated as transcription factor MYB86-like. Bases 1 to 975 code for a protein of 324 amino acids. The record is from RefSeq and is a predicted model, not a curated record. The transcript is spliced from 3 exons. NCBI's taxonomy places the organism in Eukaryota, Viridiplantae, Streptophyta, Magnoliopsida, Zingiberales, Zingiberaceae.